UUGUACUGGUUUGUGGGUAUAUGAUAAAAGCAAUAUUUACUGACAUUUACCAGUAAAUAUCUAAUCCUUCCAAGCCUAUUUAUAUUGUAGUCCAAGUCUAGACUGUUAAUUACUACAUUAUCAUACAAGUAGAGGCUAGAGUUUGAGAAUCUUUACACAACCUGAAUUUCCUCAGUAUAGCAAAAUUAGUGAAGUUCUAAAUGUUGAUUCCACAAGACCUGUAUUUAGAAUUUUUUUUCUAAGCACAGUGCAGGGGUUACCUGUUCACUCAGCUCUCUAACUAAAGAACAUCAGAUUAGGGACCCAAUCUUGUAAAUAUUUAUACAUGCACUUAACUUUGCACUGUGCAUAGUCCCACAGCAAUCAGUGAGGGUAUUCAUGCAGUGUGAACCACGUAUGGGCGCUAGUUUACCUGCCUACGAGAUACAACUAAGAUUAAUUAUAAAUGCAGAAAUAAGAAUGUGGUGGUGUUUAAUAACUUUGUCCCUUUUAAAGCUUAACUUUAAAAAUGCUGGUUGCAUACAAUAAUUUAUAUUUCUAUAGUGCCUUGCCUUUCAUCUUAGAGUGCUUUACAUACUUCAGAAUGCUUCUCUGACAUAAAUAAAUGUCACCCUGAUUUUGUAGAUUGGGAAACUGUGGUACAGAGAAGGUAGGUUUCUUGUCCAAACUCAAAAAGUGAAUCAUUAACAGAAUAUGUUAGUAGUCCGGAGUUCUCCCUACUCUGCCCUCAACAAACCACUGGUUAGUACCUCCUUUGUGCACUCUUACAGGCAUACACAAGCAAAGAAUAAACUGCAAGGAAAACUGCAAAUGAAAAUAUAUACGAGGCCUGUACCUAAUAAUCUACUAUGCUACCAUCUAAUAUAUUAACAAGACAGAAGAUCCAUGACAUGAAGUGAAAGUGUGAUCUAAGGGUUUCUUUAGUCUGUGUCUGUAUCCCAGUCACUUGUGCCUCUCUGACAGAUUGAUAAAUAUAUUGUAAAAGUGAAUUACUGAUGUAAACUUAAAUCAAGCUAACCUGAACUCUCACAACUUCUAUGUUUUCAUUAUUGUGUUUUAAGGUUUCAAGUUUCUGCCCUCCAGCACAUUCUUGCAAUGAUUGGAUUGGUCCUCCUGACAGACAUUCAAACCUCCGACCAAUAGUAUUUCAUAUUCCUAAAAAUGAAUCGCCAGUGGGACGAAGACUUAGGGAAUUUAGACAGGAAACUCAAGUUUGGAACCAACAAUUCUGGGCAAACCAGAAUGUGUCAUUCAGAAAGGGAAAAGAAGAAUUCGUUUACUCAAGACUCAAGGCUAAAGGUCUGGAAAUGAAAGAUGAAACAGGUCAAAAGGUAACACUGAGUGCAGAAGAAAUGGCAGAUUUUUACAAGGACUUUUUAAGUAAAAAUUUUAAAAAGCACAUGUGUUAUAACAGAGAAUGGUACAAACGUAAUUUUACUAUCACAUUCCUCAUGGGACAAGUGGCCUUUGAGAGGGCUUGGAGUAGGCUCGGCUGGAAAAAGACAAAAGUUGGAAAUUAACGCUCACCACGUCAUAUAGAAUACUACAACAACACAGUAAAGCCUGUUGGAGUGACACACUGUCUGUGGUCACAUUGAGACUCUGAAUUACUGCCCCGCAACUACUGUUUACUUUGUAUAUCGGGCCACAUGAAUGAAAAUAGCUGCCGAUCUUGACUUUUGAAUGUUCCAGUGUAACAUGGUAAUGCAAAGUAUGCCCAGCCAAAAGCUAUAUUGGCAAUUUACCAACAGCCUAAGGGCGGCACAUAAAUUUACACAAAAUGGAAUAGAUUGCAGCCACCCUCAUCUUUAAUCUGGCGGUGCAGCCCAUAGAGACUAUAUGAUCCAACAUACCAUGCUUCUAUCUUGUUCCGCAUCCUGUAGUUUCCAUGGGCCAUAUCAGUGUAUAAAAGAUGGAAGUGGCCAUGGUCUGCACUGACUACAUGGGCUACAAUUUUGUCACCCUGGUAUAAUCAUCGUAGAGGUAAGUGCAGUUUGUGAUUAUACACUGAUUAAAUUUAACUUAGAUUUUUAAACACAUUCUUACUUAAAAGGGAUUCUAAUUACUCUAAAUAACACUUAAAAUAUGAUAUAAAUUUAAUACCCUUAUAAAUGACCAAAACAACCAAAUCUUCUUAAUUGAUCUAUUCUUGCGAAAACAAACUUGUUGACUAAGUGAUUUGUCUCAGCUGUCAGAGCUCAGAUGAAUAAAUUUAAGAUUUUUUAGUUGACAGUCAUUUAGCAGCUAUGAUAGAAAGGGAGUUGAAUUCAGAGGGUGAAGUGUUAGUAAAUGCCAAUUCAUGCCUGUUAAUUACCCUGAAAACACUUGCUGCUCUCACCAGGUUCCUUGAGCACCCAAAAGUCCUGCUAGCAUCAGAGGGAUUUAGGUGCUCAAGGAAUGCUGUCUCAUUGGUCAGGUGUGCUAUUUAAACUAAUUCUUGCAAUUUAAUUGUACCAUUUAUGUAUUAUUUAAAAGAAAUGACCUUCUACUGAGGGUGUUUCCUGCCCAUUACUGAAGUUGAACAGAUGUGUCAUUUGCUUUGGUACCUGAUAAGUGGAUUCUGCUGAAUGGAAUGUGUAUGGACAAAUGUAAAUGUUUGAAUUCCAGGAGUGAUAUUUUUGAUACAAUAGUAAAGAGCAGUAGAACUGCAAAUAUUUGAUGGAAAACAAUGUAUGAUUCAUUCUUGGAUUUGAAAAAAUCCACAGCAGAUAUAUGAAGUUCUCAGAGCUAACCAAACUUGUUACCAUUCUCACCCUUCCAAGUGGUCCCCAGUGGUAGGCACCACCUCCUCCCAGUUGUUUGGCGCUCAAUCACAUGGCCACUGCAUGCUUGACCAAUUGCUUGGGAUCAGCAGGGGUAGCAAUCCUCCACAGGUAGCCCAUAUUUCUAUUAAAAUCAACCAAAUAUACAGCCAAAAUAUAUUUCCUCAAAACUCUAGGUGGGAAUGAUCACCAACACAAUAUUUCCUUCACAUGCAUGUGUGUACACAUACCCUCCAGCCCUGCAAAAGUUACUUUGUGAAAAUAGCAUAUUUGGAGUUCUGCAGGUUAGGGGAUGGGUCCGGGGAAUGAGGGGGCAUGGCCAAGGGACAUCAUCUGCUAGCAUUUGUUUUCAUGCUGUCAUACCCCCUCAAAGAAGGUGUAGAAGCCAAGGCUUAAUGUUUCAGCCCUCUAGACAUGUUUUGAGAUCCAAAGAAUAAUAUUGCAGUACUCGGGUAUCCAUGAAUUUGGAAGUCACAGCCCAUGCAAGUAAAUUAUUAAACAUGCAGCUUUUCUUUACAGAAAGAUAAAGAUUUUUCACAUAAAUCCCAUGUGUGGUUCCUGCAUUGACCCACUAAUGGCCCCAUAAUCUGGUCUACUUAUGUCAAGGCACCCACAUAAUGACUUAAUGGUCUGUUGGCUAAAUAAUGGUCUGGCUAAAUAAUCUGUUAAUUUUCAAGUUGUGACUAUGAGCCCUGAAAAUGUUUCAGAAAUAUUGUGAUCUGACUUAAAUCCAUAAGAGAAAGUUUUGCGUGUAAAUCUAAAUACCCAGGUAAACUCUCUUGCUUUGGAUUUUUUUUUUCUGUCAACACAAAAGCUGUGUCGACCUGGGUUUUGAUCAUUCUUUGCUCUUUCUAUCUUUUAAUACCAAUGUAAUACUGCUAUGUUUCCUUGGACAAAAUGGUUAUGAAAGUUAUGUAUUACAUAGUAGUUUAAGCUUGGAAUUGGCCCUGCUGUGUAUUUAUUACAAUAUUUUGUUUGAAAUGUCUUAUCCUUUUCAGAAUAUUGUUUUUAUCUUGAAAUAAAGCAUUAGACACGUUA
Molecule: messenger RNA, 3800 nt
Organism: Chelonia mydas (Green sea turtle)
Lineage: Eukaryota; Metazoa; Chordata; Testudines; Cheloniidae
Product: cytochrome c oxidase assembly factor 8
Exons: 5
Coding region: 1038-1520 (160 amino acids)
Biological process (GO): intrinsic apoptotic signaling pathway
Cellular component (GO): mitochondrion
Source: RefSeq, a predicted model, not a curated record